UGUAGACGUGAAGAGUGCAGAGGAAAAAACUAGUGUGGAGAUAAAUGAGGCGCCCGUAGUUUCCCAGACUAGUGCAGAUCAGCAAGAGAACGAGGCGAAAACACCGCCACCUGAACCGGAUAUUGUACAAGACAAGGCAGAGGUUGCAUUUGGUAUUGAUGAAGAGCCAUCGGGUUCUCUCCUCAAGGCAUAUCAUCUGAAGGAUGAGGCCGAUGAAAGCAUUGAAAUUACUAAUAGGGAGGGUGGUAAUGAAUACAAUAACUUUCCUAAUGAAAAAGAGGCUCCCUGAUGCAAUCGAAGCGCUAAAUGAUGCGUACAUAUCUAAAGAUGGAAAGUUAGUUCUCGACUUCUUACAAGCCAUUCAUACUGCUGAGAAAAGGCAAGCAGAGUUAGAUGCUCGUGUUUUUUCAGAAGAAAAGAGAAUGUUAAAGGAGAAGUAUGAAAAGAAACUAAAGGAUGCUGCGGCCAGGGAACUGAUGCUUGCAGAAGAGGCAGCAAUGCUAGACAAGGAAUUAAAUAGAGAGAGGGUAAAAGCAGCUGCUGCACUCAAGUCGCUUCAAGAAAAGCUUGAAGAGAAAUAUAAGACAGAACUUGAGCACAAGGAAAGUGAAGCUGAAAUGAAGUUAAAAAAGGUUGAGGAAUUAGCAAAAGCGGAACUGGCAGCAACAAUUGCAAGAGAGAAGGCAUCCCAAAUUGAGAAAAUGGCAGAAGCAAACCUUCAUAUAAAUGCCUUGUGUGUGGCAUUCUAUGCAAGAUCUGAAGAAGCUCGUCAGACUCACUCUGCUCACAAAUUUGCUUUGGGAGCACUUGCACUAGAUGAUGCACUUUCAAAAGGAUUGCCAAUUGAAAGAGAAAUAGAGGCUUUGCACACUUACCUUGAAGGCAUUGAUAAAGAUUCAAUCUUGGAUGUGGUCCUAUCAUCUCUUCCUGAAGAAACACGAAGGAAUGGCACAGAUACCUUAUUGCAAUUGAAUCAGAAGUUUGAUGCCUUGAAAGGUACAGUACGGCACCUCAGUUUAAUCCCUCUUGGUGGUGGUGGCAUUUUGGCACAUUCCUUGGCACACAUUGCAUCCUGGUUGAAGGUGAAGGAAGUUGACCACUCAGGGGACGGAAUUGAGUCCAUCAUCAACAAAGUGGAGCACUACCUUGCUGAAGGAAAGAUAGCCGAAGCAGCAGAGGCACUUGAAGAAGGAGUGAAAGGCACCCAAGCAAUGGAAGUAGUGAGUGAAUGGGUGAAGCGUGCUAGGAAUAGGGCUAUCACAGACCAAGCUCUAACGCUUCUCCAAUCAUAUGCUACUUCUAUCAGCGUUACAUAAAGUCCAUUUCUUGACUACACAUACCGAGCCUACCAUGUUAAAAUGGAGGGGCUAACACUUUGAGAGAUUUGUAAAAUGCCAUUCGAUCUAGUGUUGUAGUUCUCCAUAAUUGUUUAAACAAGCGAAUCAUCCAGUUCAAUGUGUUACCAGCAGAAAGAGUGAAAAUGUCAGUUCUUUUUCAUGCAGGGUCACUGCCAUGGGAAGUUUCCGGAUCGUCCCCUUGAGUGGCAUUUUGUUUCAGUUGCUACCAAGUUUUGCAUAGUCAGUGCGUCAGGACAUUCUUGAAACAGAAGCGACCAAGUGUGUGCACAAGAUGAAUAAAUGAAAUUGUUCUCUUUUUGAGUAACUAUGCUAUUUGAACACCAUCAUGUGUUAGGGGUUCCUGUUAAGUUCGCUAUUAAUUUUUAUAUACUAAAUUGUUUGCUAUUUGGUAUAACUAAGAAUUGUUUGAUAAUCAUUUUAUUUUCA
This is a messenger RNA of Pyrus x bretschneideri (Chinese white pear), 1784 nucleotides long. Its product is annotated as MICOS complex subunit Mic60. The transcript is spliced from 10 exons. Gene Ontology annotation, biological process: cristae formation. The record is from RefSeq and is a predicted model, not a curated record. Gene Ontology annotation, cellular component: MICOS complex. Lineage: Eukaryota; Viridiplantae; Streptophyta; Magnoliopsida; Rosales; Rosaceae. The coding region runs from base 204 to 1316 and encodes 370 amino acids.